CUCUCGGCAGCAGAUGAUAGAGAGGUUCCUUGAACAGGAGAAAGCUCUUUCACAGGUCCUCCUUGCAGACAAGAAGGCAAGACACCUGGUGCCAAGCUGGCAAGACAUGGUGGUGCUAGAGUCCUUAAACACAGCACUGGGUCCACUGUUCGAGUUUAUUGAUGCUUUGUCAGGGGAGAAGUAUGUCAGCGUGUCUUUUCUGAAGCCGGUACUGCACCUCUUUAACAACGAAAUCCUCAGCCAGCAGGAUGGGGAUACAGAGCUCACAAAAGCAAUAAAAGUGGGCAUUCUCAAGUAUCUUAAUUAAAAGUAUGAUGACCAUACCACCAACAACCUUCUGGACAUGGCGACACUUGUUGACCCACGGUUUAAGACAGCCUACAUGAAGGAAGAGAGGGUGGAGUUCAUAAAAAUGAGAGCUGCAACAGAGCUGGUGAACAUGGCGGCACCUGAAAGUGCACAAACAGAAGCAGCCUCCAUUUCAUCCCCAGCUGCUGAAGAUAAUCCAGAGCUUCCCUGUCCCCAUCCCGCAAAGAAAACAAAGAAGAGUUUGGGUAGCUACUUCAAAAAGGCAGGUCAAGGUACCACCCACUCCCAGCCAAGCAGAGCAUCCAUUGAACUGGAGCUCUCCAUGUAUCUUCAGGCACCUGGGCCUGACUCGGAGACCGACCCUCUGGAAUGGUGGAGGCAGCAUGAGUUGAGUUUCCCAUCAGUGGCCAGGCUCGCCAAGAAGUACUUAUGCAUUCCUGCUACUAGUUCUUCAUCUGAAAGGGCCUUCAGUACGAGUGGGAACAUCAUCACAUGUAAGAGGUCAUGUCUUAAGCCAAACACAGUUGACCAACUUGUCUUCCUCGCACUCAACCUAUAAAUUUGACAGAGACAUUUUUUCUACUUUUACAAAGUAGCCUUUUAUGUUUGCACUUUUAUUCAUGGCUAAUGCCUUAAACAGUGUUAUGUUCAACUCUGAUAUUUACU
This is a messenger RNA of Polypterus senegalus (gray bichir), 975 nucleotides long. Its product is annotated as E3 SUMO-protein ligase ZBED1-like. The record is from RefSeq and is a predicted model, not a curated record. Lineage: Eukaryota; Metazoa; Chordata; Cladistia; Polypteriformes; Polypteridae. The coding region runs from base 344 to 868 and encodes 174 amino acids. The transcript has 2 exons. Gene Ontology annotation, molecular function: protein dimerization activity.